This is a messenger RNA of Neoarius graeffei (lesser salmon catfish), 4527 nucleotides long. It is a transcript of the gene trps1, whose product is annotated as trichorhinophalangeal syndrome I. NCBI's taxonomy places the organism in Eukaryota, Metazoa, Chordata, Actinopteri, Siluriformes, Ariidae. Gene Ontology annotation, cellular component: nucleus. Gene Ontology annotation, biological process: regulation of transcription by RNA polymerase II. Gene Ontology annotation, molecular function: RNA polymerase II transcription regulatory region sequence-specific DNA binding; DNA-binding transcription factor activity; zinc ion binding. The transcript has 7 exons. Bases 620 to 4318 code for a protein of 1232 amino acids. The record is from RefSeq and is a predicted model, not a curated record.
CACACAGCAGCACCAAAUCAAACCGCGACACGCGCGCGCGCUUUACCGGAGGAGCUGCUGCUUUUCAUCGCGAGUGUUGUGUUAUGUAACGGUCCGGAGAGGAGGACUAAUGGGAUUUCGCGAGAUCAGUGGCGUGUUUAGUUGUGCAGCGAAACACAGGCAGGAGGAAAAGAGGCUGCUCGGGUUUCACACGCCUGUUUUCGGGGCUGUUUUAUUGGGUCAAGCGCGUGAGAAACUGAAGCAGCGGCAGCAGCAGCGGCGGCGGCGGCGGGGUCACGCUCAGGCACGAGGAAGAAAACAGCACGAGCUCCAGUAGUCAGGCUUUGCAGUAACUGAGAAGAGAGAGCAGUGUGAUGUGGCUCCAACUCUCAUCCAGGAUCGUCUGUGAGAUCCCCUGAAGAGGACGUGCAGGAAGGACACCACGUUUUGUGAGAAACGAAUGUGGAGACAGGACACCAAAAGUGAACUCUGCUCAUGUUAAUGGAAACAAUGGAAUAAAUUGGAAAGCAGCAUGGACGUGGAAUAAAGGAUAUCUCAGAGGCAGGGCAAGGGCUUUGGAUGUUCUGCCAACUCUGAAAUCUGCCUCCCGUGGAUGUGGUGCUGAUAAUGCUCUAACCCAAUGCUCAGCAGAGAUAUGGUGCGGAAAAAGAAUCCCCCUUUGAGAAGCUUCGGCGGCGAGGAAGAUGAAGGUGAAGCGGCGACGCUAGCGGAGGCUGCGGGUCCGGAGAGUGGCGAGGCAGCAGGUAGUGAGGCCUCGGUACCAGAGGAGCGAUCAGAGCCAGGCUCCCCCAGCUCCGUCAAACCAGACACUCCUGGCUUUCAUUAUCAGCAAGCAGAAAAUGCCGAUGCCUCCCCGGCACGAUCAGACCGCGGCCAAAGUCCUGAUGGAGAGGGUGAAGCCGUUAAGGGUGGAACGGAGAAUCAGAGACAUUCGUCAUUGCGCAGGGGGCCAGAGGCGUGCGUCAUUGUACAGAGCUGCGCCAGCAACGGCGAGGAAAGGGAGCCUACCCACAGUCCUCUAGUGCCGCCUGGUUCCGAAAGCCUUCACAUAGAGGGCGAGGAUGGAUCUGAGCUCCCUCGGCUCCCUCUCCAUCCGCUUCAGCCCCACAGGCCUACUGACGAGGCCUCUAGCCCUCCGAGAACCGAGAGCGGGGCUCCCCCGCCUUCUUCUUCGUCCUCGUCCUCCUCCUCUCCCAAGCUACAGGACUUUAAGUGCAACAUCUGCGGGUACGGCUACUACGGCAACGACCCGGCUGACCUCAUCAAGCACUUCCGCAAGUACCACCUGGGCUUGCACAACCGCACACGGCAUGAUGCUGAGCUCGACAGCAGGAUCCUCGCCCUGCACAACAUGCCGCAGUUUCAAAGUCAAAGCCAAGGCAAAGACGGCAGCAGGAACCCAGGCGCCACUGCUGACCCGGGCUCGCCCAGAGCCUUGCUACUCAAUGGCACCUAUGACGUUCAGGUGACAUUAGCGGGCACCUUCAUAGGAAUUGGCAGGAAGACACCAGACUGUCAGGGUAACACCAAGUAUUUCCGCUGCAAGUUCUGCAAUUUCACCUAUAUGGGCAGUUCAUCAGUGGAGCUCGAGCAGCACUUCCUGGCCGCGCACCCAAACAAAAUGAAGAACCCUCCGCUGGGUCUCGCUAGCCCUGAAGACAAGGCUGUGGAGGCAAAGGGGAACUGCCCAUCAUGGUCAGGAGUCGAGGAGCCAGGCACGUGGGCCGAGCGGGUAGCGGUGCGAGCAGAGGACGACUCGGUGGCCGGGUACUCUGUGCCAAUCCGGCCGGCGGGUGCUGACGUGCCAGCGGCAUAUUACUGGUGCAAGUACUGCAGCUUCAGCUGUGAGGCAUCCAGCUCGUCUAGACUGCUGGAGCACUAUGAGAAGCGGCACUGCCAGGCUGCAGGGUUAGACAGCAGUCCGGGAGAAAGAGAGCGGAAAGCCAGAGAGGGAGAUCUAAAUGCAAAGAGGAAGGAAAACCAGAGUAGCAAGGCGGGCACGGGUGCCGACUCAGAGACAGUGGUGACCAGCUACAACUGCCAGUUCUGCGACUUCCGCUACUCUAUGAACCAUGGGCCUGACGUGAUUGUGGUGGCUCCACUGUUGCGCCACUACCAGAGGGCGCAUAGCAUCCAUAAGUGCGCGAUCAAGCAUUGCCCGUUAUGCCCGCGUGGCCUGUGCAGCCCUGACAAGCACCUGGGUGACGUCUCGUACCCGUUUGCAUGUCGCAGGAGCUCGUGUCCGCACUGUGCCAUGCUUCUGCUGCAGCUAACACCCAUUGGCAGUGCCACGCCACCACCCAGGGCUUCUGUCACCCACCUGUGCGAUCAGUGUACCUUCUCCUCCACCGAUGUGGACCUGCUGCUGCUGCACUACGACAGCGCCCAUGCUCCCCGUGCCCUGCUGGAAGCCAAGCCCGAAGACGAGGCGACAACUGAGGGAGGCGGCCGGGGCCAGCACGGAGAGUACGCCUGCACCAAAUGCAACUUCUACACCGAGGUGGAGGAGGAAAUUUUCCGUCACUACAGGAGGGUUCACGGCUGCUGUCGGUGCCGCCAUUGCAGCUUCACGGCGGCCGACACCACAUCCCUGCUUGACCACUUCAACUCAGUCCAUUGCCAGGACUCUAGUGAGCCAGGCUCCGCCCCUGCCAAUGGCUGUUCCGCCCCCUCCACUCUCCGCAUUAAAGAAGAGAGUAAAAGCGACCUGAAGCUCUACAGUCUGGUGCCCCCAGAGGCCAGACCAGCCGAGACUGUCAAGACUGAAGCCCCUGAUGAGAAAGAGAAAGAGAAGCCCUGGCCUGAGGCCCGAGGAGGGACAGAGCAGCAAAUCCAGGGUAUGCUUUGGGUGCCAAAAGAGCGAGUGGGAGAGGUGCUGCGGGUAAGCCCCGCACCGUUCCCUCAUGUGACACUAGGGUUGUUAAGCUCCACCUCAGUCCCACAGGAGCAGCAGCAGAAAGGUGCAGCUGUACUCAGAGACUCGCCGGGCCUGGUGUUCAGCCUCAGUGCAGAUGCCAAGGGCUACCUGCAGGGGACACCAGCAGGCACAGCAGCUGAGAAGCCCGGGCAACAGUACCCCAGUUCAACAGAGGGCAAGAGCGCCAAGGAAGAGUCACAAUCACUCCUACGGAGACGGCGGGGAUCAGGAGUAUUCUGUGCCAACUGCCUGACCACCAAGACCUCACUGUGGAGGAAAAAUGCCAACGGGGGCUAUGUGUGCAACGCGUGUGGCCUCUAUCAGAAGCUCCACUCGACUCCCAGGCCACUGAACAUUAUCAAGCAGAACAAUGGUGAGCAGAUUAUCCGUCGGCGCACACGGAAACGCCUAAACCCUGACAGCGUGGCAUCAGAGCAGGCAAGCUCCAAGCAGCAACGUGUCAGCACUGAGGAUCGGCUCAAUGGCAGCCCAUUGGAGCGCAGGUCUGACGAGGCUGGAGCUGAGCCCCAUGCCCAGUCAGGCAAGGGCCAGCCAAGCCCACGCUCCACCCACGCCUUCCUGCUUAGCCAGACGCUGGAGAUCCACAAGCGCAUGCCACCCCUACAUGCUCAUAAGAGCCCUGGCGACAGCACAGGACCAGAGGGCAAUGGGCCAGGUAUGGGCACGCAGGUCGCUUCUGAAAGGGGUAGUCCCAUAGAGAAGUACCUACGUCCAUCCAAGCAGGCAAGCUAUUCACCUCCAGGCAGCCCCAUUGAGAAGUACCAGUACCCUGUCUUCAGCCUACCGAUUGUCCACAGUGAGCUCCAGAACGAGGCCGACUGGCUUCGCUUUUGGACCAAAUACAAGAUGGCUGUGCCAGGAAACCCAGGCCAUUACCUCGGCCUACCUAACCCGUGCCAAAGCUUUGUGCCUUACCCCACCUUCAGCCUGCCUCCUCACUUCCCACCACCUCCACCUUCUGGACCUGACAGUGACACCCCCCUUGACCUGGCCAUCAAGCAUCAUUCCAAACCCAGUUCCCUGCCCAACGGUGCCACGGUGCCCAAGGAGAAGGUCCUGCUGGAAAAACGGGCAUCUCCACUGGCAAACAGAGACAGUGAGGCCAAAGAGGAUGAUGGUGCUGUCCCACAGCCCAUCAAACCAGAAAGGAUUGAUCAGGGCACCCAGGAUGAGCUGUGCAGUAAGUGUGCCCAUUGUGGCAUUGUUUUUCUAGACGAAGUUAUGUACGCCCUGCAUAUGAGCUGCCACGGUGAUGGUGGACCCUUCCAGUGCAGCAUCUGCCUACACGCCUGCGCUGAUAAGUAUGACUUCACCACCCAUAUCCAACGAGGGCUCCAUCGCCCUGCCCCUGACCCAAACGCUAAGGUCGCAGAUGAAUGAAGCACAGUUAGAGCAUUAUGGAAGGAAGCUAAUAAGAGACUCAGCAGGAGAAAAACAUUGUACGCAUGAACGCGUAAGGUUUUUUUUAUUGAUCAAAAUGUGCCAAGAUGCCUCCUGGCACCUCAGCAACCAAUUUAAGGGCCAUUGAUAGACAGCAUUUCUAUUCAAACUCAUGACAACAGACUCUUGGCUGUUUUUUUUUUUUUUUU